Messenger RNA from Acanthosepion pharaonis, 2847 nucleotides. NCBI's taxonomy places the organism in Eukaryota, Metazoa, Mollusca, Cephalopoda, Sepiida, Sepiidae. The record is from the annotation of a GenBank genome assembly.
AUGUCUUCGAUGCGAAUUCUGUUACUUCUGGGGAUCCUCGGGCUGAUGUACCCCCGGACAUUGGCGGAAGAUGUUCACUAUUACAUAACGGCAGAAAAUGUGAUAUGGGACUAUGCGCCUAGUGGAAACAAUCUGGCAACUUACGAUGACGAGAAUUAUAAAACCUUUUUAAAUCCUGGGCCAAACAGAAUUGGCCACAAGUACUACAAAGCUAUCUAUAAGCAAUACACUGAUGAAACCUACAAAACAGAGAUAAAAAAACCAGAUUGGAUGGGUUUCUUAGGUCCUAUAAUCUCAGGAUCUGUUGGCCAAACUCUGAAAAUCCAUUUCAAGAAUUUGGCUGAUCGGAAUUUUAGCAUGCAUCCUCAUGGAAUUUUCUAUGAAAAAGAUAGUGAAGGAGCUUUGUAUCUUGACAAGACUGGUAAAAAAGACAAAGCUGAUGACAUUGUCCAACCACAACAAACGCAUCUCUACAAAUGGGAAGUAAAAGAAAUUGAUGCCCCAGCUGCAGGUGACCCUGACUGUCUUCCUUGGAUGUAUCAUUCACACAUUGACCCAGUCAGGGAUAUGUACUCUGGCCUAAUGGGAUUGAUCCUAACCUGUAAAAAAGGCAAACAUGCUAAACUGGACACGUCUUUUGCUCUGCUGUUAAAAGUUAUGGAUGAAAAUUUAAGCUGGUAUUUGGACAAAAACAUUGAAAAGUUUAUCCAAUCUGGAGUCAAAGUGAAUCCUGAAGACGAAGAUUUUCAAGAGAGCAACAAGAUGCAUUCAAUAAAUGGUCUGAUGUAUGGUCACCUGAAAGGACUCGACACUUGCAUGGGGGACAAUAUUACCUGGUUUCUGUUGGGAAUGGGUAAUGAGGUUGACCUUCACACUAUCAACUUUUAUGGGCAAUCAUUAAUGUAUAAUCAUCACAGGACAGAUUCGGUCAACAUUUACCCAUCAGAAUUUGCAGUUGCUACAAUGAAAAUAAAUCUUCCAGGAAAUUGGCUCAUUUUCUGUCAUGUUCAUGAUCAUUUUGUUGCUGGUAUGACUGCAUUUUUGAGAGUGAAUACAUGUUCCCGGGAGCCUGAUUUGCCCAAAAAUGGAAAAAUAAGAAAAUAUUACAUUGCUGCAGAAUUGGUCUACUGGAACUAUUCUCAAAAUGGCCAGAAUUUGUAUGAUGGUGGCUCUUUGACAGAAGCAGAUAGUGAUUCUGAAGUCUUUUUCAAGAAAGGUCCUCAUAGAAUUGGUGGACAAUACUUAAAAGCCAUUUACCAAGAAUACACAGAUGGAACAUUUUCAGUUCGCAAGAAAAGAAAGCCAGAAGAAGAACACCUUGGCUUUCUGGGACCCGUUAUAAAAGCCUCUGUUGGUGAUUUGGUGAAAGUAGAAUUCUAUAACAAAGCAAAUCGAACCUAUUCUAUUCAUCCUUUUGGGUUUUUCUAUGAUAAAUUCAGUGAAGGUUCCCAUUACAAAGACUAUGUUAUACACAAACUUACACACAACUACAAUGCUGCACCAAAUACAAUAAAGUCUUAUACGUGGCAAGUGACAGAGAACAUGGGUCCACUACCUGAUGAUCCACCUUGCAUCACAAGAAUGUAUGCAUCUGUGAUAGACUAUAUGAAAGAUACUUAUUCUGGACUUGUUGGGCCAAUGCUUAUCUGUAAGAGAGGAGCUUUGAAUGACGAUGGGAAACAGAAAGAUGUCGAUAAAGAAUUUUUUCUGCUGUUUUCUGUUACUGAUGAAAAUGAAUCUUGGUAUAUUAAGAAAAACAUCAACAAGUUUGCUUCAGAGCCAAAUAAAAUCGAUAUGGACGAUGAAGACUUCAAAGAAUCGAAUUUGAUGCAUGGAAUAAAUGGUUACUUAUACGGGAAUUUGCGUGGCUUGAAUAUGUGUGUUGGUGACCGUAUCAGUUGGCAUAUUCUGUCUGUUGGCAAUGAAGUAGAUCUUCACACGGCAUUUUUCCAUGGGAAUACAUUUACUGUCUAUGAAAACCACAAGGAUACCAUUGCAGUUCUUCCAGGAACAUUCAAGACACUCUCUAUGACUGCAAAAAAUUCUGGUACCUGGGCCUUGGUAUGUAAAACAAAUGAUCACUUCAAUGCUGGGACAAAGGCUUUGUAUCACGUCAAUAAAUGUGGCCGACUCACUGCCCAUGAACGAAUGACUGGCAAGAACAGGACUUAUUACAUUGCUGCUGAAGAAAUUGAGUGGGAAUAUGCCAAAGGACAUCAAGAUUUUGUAAGGGGUGGAUCCUUGGAUGACCCAAAUAAUGAGGGUAAUGCUUUUGUCAAGUCAUCAGAGACGCUGAUUGGAAGCAAAUAUAUAAAAGCUGUAUACAGAGAAUAUACUGAUGACACUUUUACAACUCCAAUGCCCCAUCCCAAAUACCUUGGAAUUCUGGGGCCAGUUAUCAAGGCUAAUGUGGGUGACACAAUUAGAAACGAAAGCAACUAUCUGGACCAAAAUAUUAAAAAAUACUGUAGUAAGCCAAAUGACGUAAAUAAAGAGAAUGAGGAAUUUAUUGAAAAUAACAAAAAUCAUGGUAUCAAUGGCCUUUUGUAUGGCAACCUUCAAAGUUUGAAAAUGUUUCAAGAUGAAACCGUUUACUGGUAUCUUCUUGGUUUGGGCACUGAAGUCGAUAUUCACAGUGUGCACUUUCAUGGCAAUACCUUCCUUCAUUAUACAGAUUAUCAACAUCGAAAGGAUACCAUUGACCUUUGGCCUGGCACCUUCAGCACUGUUGUUAUGGUUGCACAUAACCCUGGCACCUGGCUGCUACAUUGUCAUGUUAAUGAUCAUAUCAUUGGCGGAAUGGAGACUGUCUACACAGUUUUGCCCAAAAAUGUCACAAGAAAAUAA